This is a messenger RNA of Dimorphilus gyrociliatus, 553 nucleotides long. Lineage: Eukaryota; Metazoa; Annelida; Polychaeta; Dinophilidae. The record is from the annotation of a GenBank genome assembly.
AAUGACUGACGCUAAAAAAUUACUACUAAGGAAGAAAGGCAAAGCUCCUGCUCUUGAUGAAUUGGCCAUUAUUGGUGCUUUUAAGGCUUUUGAUAAAAAUAAUGAUGGGUAUAUUUCUUUAAGAGAAUUAAAGGAAGUGAUGCAAUCAUUGGGAGAAAAUUUAAAUGAUACUGAAAUAAAAAAUAUGAUGGCUGCUGCCGAUGAAAACAACGAUGGUCGAAUAAGUUUUGAAGAAUUCGAUUCAAUGAUAAAACAAGGUUUAAAAAUAAAAGAGAAUCGGGAUGAAACAAGAUUAAAUUUAAUAAAUUCAUCUGUUGAAAGUGGAAAAUCUACAAUUGAAACAAAAAAUAAUGCCCUUUUAUGGCCCCAUUUAGCUCCAUAAAGAAUAAAACUUAUAGUUUUCAAAACCUUUAGAACAUUUCAAUGGGAGAAUAGAACAAUUUAAAGAACUGAAUUUGUAUAUAUGAAAUAGUAAAAUAUGAUUUUAAUUAUUUAAGCCUAUUUCAAACUAAAAGGUAAUGGGAACGUCAAUUUUAUUGUUCUUUAAUUAGUA